Messenger RNA from Ectocarpus sp. CCAP 1310/34, 1903 nucleotides. The record is from the annotation of a GenBank genome assembly. Lineage: Eukaryota; Phaeophyceae; Ectocarpales; Ectocarpaceae.
AACAUAAGCUGUCGGUGUUGCUGGCUGCCUGCUCUGGCAGUCAGUGCCUCCCAAAGCAGACGCGUCACUGCCCUCUUCUCCAGCUGCGCAUCACCAACCCUGGGCACAGAUUCCGAUCAGAAACGUUUCAGUUUUUCAUCGUUGCUCCUGCCUGCUGCAGUCACCGGUGGCUGCUGGUCCAGGGAACCAGAGUACGCCGUGGUACACAACAACAGCAGGACGAUAGGGGUACCAGCAGCGGAAAUGCCUCUGGAAGUGAGGUGCCCUCCAGAUGGCCGAGGGACGCCAAUUCCUGAGUCCUCGAUACCGUUUUGGAAGAACCUCGUCGCAGGAGGCGGCGCCGGGCUGGUGGAGAUCGCGUGCAUGUAUCCUACAGAUGUGGCGAAGACACGACAGCAACUCUCGGGAGGGAAAACGACCUCGAUGGUGUCAAUCUUCCGAGACAUCAUCCAGAAUGAGGGGCCUGCCAACCUCUACCGAGGUGUGGCGAGCCCGGUGAUGGCAGAGGCACCCAAGCGGGCAAUCAAGUUCAGCCUCAACGCGUCGUUCAAGAAGCUUCUCCAGAAAGACGACGGGACUCUGCCGUCCUACCGAGCGGCUGCGGCGGGAUCUCUGGCGGGGAUGACGGAGUGCUCCGUCAACACCCCUUUCGAGGUGGUGAAGGUACAGAUGCAGGCCAAGGAAAACCUGGGGCGUUACACCGGGGUCAUCCAUUGCGCAUCCAGCCUGUUGCAGACUGAAGGCCCGUUCGCACUGUACAAGGGGCUGGAGUCGCAUCUGUGGAGGAACGCAGUCUGGAACGGCGUGUACUUUGGCAUGAUUGGCGCCAUCAAGACAUCUAUCCUGCCUGCACCGGCGGGUGUCGACAAGGCGACCAAGAGGGGCUACGAUUUCGUGUCGGGGAUGGUGGGAGGCACGCUGGCGACGAUAGCCAACACGCCGUUUGACGUGGUGAAGUCGCGAAUGCAGAACCAGCUCAAGGUGGAGGGCCAAAUUCCCAAGUACAAGCAUACGAUCCCGUCCCUCAUCACAGUCGUGAGCGAGGAGGGAUUGGCAGCCGUGUACAAGGGCAUCGGCCCACGGCUCGUCCGGCUAGGUCCUGGCGGCGGAAUCAUGCUCGUGUCCUUCAACGCCAUCUUGGACCUACUCAACGACUUAUGACCAGGGGAUAGCGCUGACGAGACACAGCAGCAGCCGCUAGCUGUGUGGUUGGUAGCUUUGCGAGUAGGUGCGUGUCGAGAUCGACCGGCGGAAGUUUCUUCUGGAGGCGUUUUUUACCGUUAGCAACGCUGCUCUUUGUGCCUUGAAAGGUGCUGCUUGGACGAAAGAAUGGCGGUGCUUAUAGAGUGGUAGAGAACGCCUGCCAGUGUUUGGUUCUGCGAAUAGUUAGCUGGACAUCGGCUUUUCGAUAUAUUAUGCGCUCUAUAGGACAAAAUUAGUCUCUUGGACGAAAUUUUGGUGUUGUGAUUCGUCCGGGUGGCGCCAGUUAUGAUAUGCUCUUGCAGUUUGAUGGCGGGCGACCUCGUGUCGUGGGUUGCACUGACCGAGUGAUACGUGUAUGGUUCGGUGUGUUUUUUUUAUGGUCAAUGGUACGAAAUGGGUUUGUUUGUUGACAACACACUCACGCCAUUGCUCAUUUUGAAAAGGCGAUGUUACUCAUUUUCAAGAUGGCACUGCGUUGCUGAUCGUCCUUGGUCUGUGGGCUAGUCCAGAUCUUGAACGUAUUCUUUCAUGAGUCGGCAGGCAGUUCAGCAGUAUGUUGCCAAGGUCAAAUACCCGCACGGUCUUACGUAAUACAACCGCAAGCGUACGUUGUAAAGUAACUGGAUGUGUUUUUGGAGUAUUUUGAUACUUCGUCAAGUUUGUCAGUUUUGCCGCCCCCCAUCCCCCCCCGGUUUUUGCC